GAAUAGAAGUUAUCAUAUAGGCGCUUGAUCGAAUACAAUCCUCUUCCCACCGUUUCAAACAUUGGAUUGACCUGUGAGCAUAUUGACCGCAGCGGCGUUGGAUGCAAACUGAUCAACAUGGGAACAAGAGUAUAUAUUGGCCGUCUGUCCUACCAUGCCAGAGAAAAAGAUGUUGAAAGAUUUUUCAAGGGUUAUGGCAGAAUAAGGGAUAUUAUGUUAAAAAACGGUUAUGGAUUUGUUGAAUUUGAUGACUACAGAGAUUCUGAUGAUGCAGUCUAUGAAUUAAAUGGAAAAGACUUGUGUGGUGAAAGAGUAAUUGUAGAGCAUGCCAGAGGAGAUCCCAGAAGUGGAGACUAUCGACGAGAGAGUGGUGGUGGUGGUGGUGGCGGCGGAGGUGGUGGUGGCGGCGGUCGUGACAGGGCCUACAGCUUUCCUCCACGUCGCCGAGGAGGAAGAGAUAAACACCAGGCCGUGGUCAAGUAUGGUCCCCCCAUAAGGACAGAGUAUCGCCUCAUCGUGGAGAACCUUUCGUCUCGAGUCAGUUGGCAGGACCUGAAAGACUACAUGAGACAAGCAGGAGAAGUCACAUAUGCUGAUGCCCACAAACAGCACAAAAAUGAAGGUGUAGUGGAGUUUUCUCAGUAUGGAGACAUGAGGAACGCCCUUGAAAAAUUAGACAACACUGAAAUCAAUGGCAGGAAGAUCAAGCUGGUGGAGGAUAAGCCUAGACGCAGCAGCAGGAGAAGCCGAACAAGGAGUAGAUCAAGGUCAGCAAGUAGAUCUAGAUCAAGGUCACGCAGCAGGUCAAGGUCAAGGAGCAGGAGUCGUCGUAGUCGUAGUCGCAGCAGGAGUAGUCGAAGAAGCCGCAGCAGGAGCAAACACAGCAAAUCCAGAUCUAGGUCUAGGUCAAGGUCCAAGUCAGAACCCCGCAAGUCUAUGUCAAGGUCAAAGUCAAGGUCAAAAUCCCCAUUAGAAAAUGGGACAAAUGAACUGCAAAAGGAAUGAGAAUAAGUGACUGGUGUGUUCAGGAAUGUGAACAGAGAUAUAAGUUGGACACCUUGGUUAAACAGCUGCAUGACUUGUGUAGGGACUAAUAAGAAAGUGCACUAAUCAUGUCGCACUCUAGAAUGUUCUCUUCAGCAAUGUUUUCUUAAUUAUGUUUUUAAUCAUUUCAUGUUCCAUUGACAUUCAUUCAUUUUAGAUAUGCUUGACACUAUUUUUACAAUUGGCUUCAUACAACGAUUGUGAUAUGGUCAGCAGCUGUUGUUUGAAACAAUAGUCAGUUAUAUGUAUUCUUGUAUGAAACCCAUCAUUGACUCAGUGUGGACGUUUUGUAUGUGUCUUAAAGAAUGUAAUUCGUAACAUGUUGGAUCUAAUAAAUAUUUUUUGUUUCAACAUAUCAUUUGUUGUGACAAACUUCACUUUU
Molecule: messenger RNA, 1426 nt
Organism: Mizuhopecten yessoensis (Yesso scallop)
Lineage: Eukaryota; Metazoa; Mollusca; Bivalvia; Pectinida; Pectinidae
Product: serine/arginine-rich splicing factor 6-like
Exons: 9
Coding region: 118-1005 (295 amino acids)
Biological process (GO): alternative mRNA splicing, via spliceosome; mRNA splice site recognition
Cellular component (GO): ribonucleoprotein complex; cytoplasm; nucleus
Molecular function (GO): mRNA binding
Source: RefSeq, a predicted model, not a curated record